This is a messenger RNA of Hyphopichia burtonii NRRL Y-1933, 402 nucleotides long. RefSeq names its product Ten1p (gene TEN1). NCBI's taxonomy places the organism in Eukaryota, Fungi, Ascomycota, Pichiomycetes, Serinales, Debaryomycetaceae. The record is from RefSeq and is a predicted model, not a curated record. Gene Ontology annotation, biological process: telomere capping. The coding region runs from base 1 to 402 and encodes 133 amino acids. Gene Ontology annotation, molecular function: single-stranded telomeric DNA binding. The transcript has a single exon. Gene Ontology annotation, cellular component: CST complex.
AUGACAAAGUUAAUAGUUGAUCCGGAUGCCUUGAAGUUAGAAUUCCCUCGUGCUUCGGAAUCGCGUAGUGUAAGAGUACGCUUGCUAGUUCAAGUAAUUGAGUAUGAUGAUGCAAAUGCUAAUUUAGUUGUCAGAAAAUUACCAAAUUUCCCAUCUACCUCAAUUUCACUCGAUGAUUUCAGUCUUGAACAAGAAUCAAGGUAUGUCAUCAAUGUAUUCGGCUUGUUAUCGAAUAUUAAUACCGAAAUAACUGACCCAGGCUGUAUUAUCAGCUUGGUUGGUUAUUAUAAUGGUGAUAAAAUACAUCCUAUAGAAUGUUAUCCAAUCUCAGCAAACAUCUUGAAUUCGAAACGUCAUGUUGAUCACCUCGUUGAAAUGACCAAGAUGAAACCAAUUGAUUAA